CCGCACGAUAAUAAUUAUAUUCAUUAGUACUAAUUAAAGUUGGGUAUCAGAUAUGGUGUGGUGCCGUGACACAAAGAAUAGUACAACAAGACUUAUGCGAACGUCUGAAUUUGCUGCCCAAUUUCUCAAGACAUGGCUACUAAGAAAACGAGAGGCUCUCAGUCUUUCCCCAGAUACGCCACUAAAGGGCUGAAAGAGGGCAUUCUGCACAAGCGACAAAGAGGACGAAAGACUAAUGAUCUGAGUGGACUGAAAUUUCAAUCAAGAUACUGCGUUCUCAAUUUGAAUCUGUUGUCAUAUUACAAAAGCAAAAGCAAAAAGGAUUUUGGCCACAGACCCAGCGGAUCGUAUCAUACUUCCAAGAUCAAAAUAGUGGAAACUGUACCUGAUUUGACUUUUCGAAGACCGCACUGUUUCCAGAUAGGAAACGAGAAAGAAGUGAUGUACUUCAGUGCAAGCUCUAAAAGAGAUAGAGAUGCUUGGAUAGAAACUUUCAGAAUUGCUGCCUUUGGACUGGGAAAGAACCAACCAUUGCUGGUCUGUCAUAUGGGAGCUUAUGGUCAAACUGGGAAAAACCAAUGGAGUUGUUGCAACAAGGAGGGAAGAGAAGCUAAAGGAUGUUGGGACAGCAAUCCCCCUUCUGUUGACCAGAAAAUGCCAGUUAAAAGAAUUACAUCUCCUUCUAGGGAAGAUAGUUUACAGAGCAUGUCUGUCCCUUUGUCUUCGCCCUACCUGUCUACUUCCCCUCAGAAUCAAUAUAGUGACAGUGACUCUGAGGAUGACGACGAGGAAGAACAGCCUGCAACUUGUCCCGAGGAAACCUGGAAUUCGAAUCAGAGCAGGCAGAGUAUUGACAGUGGAAAGGGAGGCAGUACAAGUACACUUAAUACAGUCGCUUCAUCAUCACCAGCUCCCAGUCGACAGAAGAAAGCAUGGGAUAAAGCACUUGGAUCAGCCACUAUCGUGGAAGAAGACCCUUCACAUGCUCAUUCUUUGACUGACAAAGUAAUUCCGUUUGUCUACACGCACAAGACGACCCUACAGCCAGAGGAAGACUCCUCAUACGCCACCACUGUACUAUACAGAGGGGUAGAUUCUGUGAUUGAAGCUACAAGUACUGGAAAGGUAUCUACAUCAACUGUUAAUACUGGCGGGUCACAAAAGCAAACCAUUUUUGCUGGGAAAGGUGAAAUUGCUGUUUCAGUUAGCAUCUGGAGAAAUCACAUUGCUUUCGGAUCUGAAGCCAUUUAUUUGGGGAACAUCGACAGCACUGGAGUGAAGAUAUUGGGAUCACUUAGUGUUCAUAAUGAGGUCUCACCUCAACUAGUGGCCUUCUGUCCUGAUCGGUCCUUUUUCUCUGCUAGUAAGGGAGGACACCAUGUGAGCAUGUGGAGCAAACGUGAAGACGGUUCACAUGUGGAAGCCACAGAAAAACCAAACUGUACUCUCAAAGUCGCUGAGGAUGAUGAUCAAAUAUUCAGCUUAACUGUGAGCCCAAAGAGGUCGUGGUUAGCCAUUGGUGUCACAUCUUCCAACAGUGACUUUGUGUACAUCUACCGUUUCAAGGAUAGGUUCGUUUUCCACGGUAGGACAGAGAUUGGUCAAGAAUCUGGUGUGUGUCUUGCAUUCACACACGACGGAGAGUACUUGUUUGUGGGUAGUGACCUAAGGAUUCAGUGUUUUAAUGUAAGUGAUGAUCAAGCCACUAGCAGAUUGGCUGACAGUGUGUUCAAUCACACAUUCAAGCAAGAUAGUUCUAUCAAAAGUCUUGCCUGUUCCCCUGUUCGUCACCACCUUGCUGUUGGCUUAAGCACCGGGGAGGUCAAAGUUUUUACUGGACACCCAAGGUUCUUGAAUCAUAUGCCGAGUACUAUGACUAUUCAAGAUUCAAAGACACAAAGUAGCGGAGCAGUGACAUCACUUUCAUAUAGUAGGGACGGUAUGAAGACAGCUGUUGCAUUCGACAAGGGGACAGUGCAAAUUUGGAAAGGUUCGAGGCCACCAGAAGAACCAAAGUUGAUAAAACACAGUGUCACAGUGACAAGUAAAAGCCAGACUGUUGAUGAGGAUGGUUACAGCAUUUUUAUCCCAGAGGGGGCAGUGAAAGAAGGCACUAAGAUUACACUCCACCAUGGUGUAGCACCUCACAGUCCGUAUGGACCCUUUGAUUUUGAUGAAGGAGCUCAACCCGUGUCACCCAUUAUCCUACUAUGUCCUGAGCCAGCUAACACGGUAUUUCUCAAGCCAAUAGAAGUCACUUUGCCUCACUUCAUAGCGUGUGAAACGCAAGAAGAUUGCAAUAAACUGUCCUUUUCAAAAGCACGACACGACAAUUUUCGAGUUGAUAACAGCAGAAAAAUUUACAAAUUUGAGAAGGUAACUGAUGGGAAAAUGGUUCAUCUUUGCCAGUAUGAUCGGAAAAGCAAGAUUCCACAAGGUGCAGCUACACUGUACACACAGCACUGCUGCUACAUAUGUAUUCAAGAAAACAUCUCAGAGGAGGAAACCAACAGCAAGAAAGUUUUUUCGCUAGCACAAAUAGUUCCCAAACAUCGAGACUAUUCGAAGGAGAGUCGAGUUUACUACUGUCUCUCAUACCAUCUCAAGACUUGCCUCAAGGUACUUGAAGAACAAUUCCCUGAUGACUUGUAUAUAAAGAGUAUGAAGACGGUAUCAUUUGAAGAUGUGGGAGCCUCACAGAAAAGGGUGUUAAAAAUACAACUUCAUUCGGAAAGCGGGUUAAGCCUACCUGGUGGUUGGGCUCUUCAAAUGAUAAAUGGUGGUCAGAUUGCAGAGCAAAAUCUGUGCUUCUGGGAUGAUGAGAUUCGAAGCAAUAUCGAAGAGUUGUGCCAAACUAAAGAAUAUCCACCCAAGAUUCCCCUUCACGUUGUACCAGGCCAAGACCUUGUGACAGAAGGAGUCUCUACUAUGGUUUCUUUCACUGGUGUUCGGAUGUAUCAAAGUGAGGACACUAACGUCAAAUUCAUGCUGGAAUUGACCUUGCGUCAGAUGCCGCCACGUAAUUCCGUAUCUUCUGGAAGACGUCUGUCUUCUCUCUCCUCUUCCUAUACCUCCCACGAGUCUGCUUCUCCAUUAAUAACAACAUCUGUCAAAAUCACGCCGGACUCGGUGGAAGAUCUAGACCUUCAAGAUCAAUUUGACGACAUUGCUAAGACUGUAGACUGCAAGAGACUAGCUUCGGCUUUGUUUACUGAAUCCUCACCAAAAAAAUGCCCAUACCUGAGCGAUGAUUCGAAGAAAACGAUCAGAUCAUUUCUCACAAGAUCAAGGACAAAGUGCGAUACUCCAGAUGAAAAAUUCUGGGCAAAUUACGACAUACUAGUUGAUGCUAAUGAAAUUGCUACUAAACAUCCACAAUACAUAACAGCCGUGCAAGCUGCCUUAAAUAGGGCAAGGCUAGAACUACAAAAAGAUGGACUUGGAGUAAACCGAUCAAAAAGAGAAUCUGUUGGUACAGCUUCCGUGUUGAGCUUCACUGCUGAGGAUAAUAGUCCACCCGUACAGGAAGCUAACCUUACACCACCACCAAUGCCGCGAAGCACCUUCCCUACAGAAUAUUCACAGUCUACGCCCAAUGAUAAUCACUCCUCAUUUAUUUUACCCUUUAAGGAACCACCAAUUGCAAACCCCAUAUUAUAAUUUUGAACUGAGAUGUUUAUGUAGCCUUAACUGCACAUAAUUAUUUUUUUAUUGAUGUAAAAGUUUUUUUUAUUGCUAUAAUAAUUCACACAAACACA
This is a messenger RNA of Halichondria panicea, 3758 nucleotides long. RefSeq lists its product as uncharacterized. Gene Ontology annotation, biological process: retrograde transport, endosome to Golgi; endosome organization; receptor recycling. Lineage: Eukaryota; Metazoa; Porifera; Demospongiae; Suberitida; Halichondriidae. Gene Ontology annotation, cellular component: recycling endosome; trans-Golgi network; early endosome. The transcript has 24 exons. Gene Ontology annotation, molecular function: protein binding. The coding region runs from base 133 to 3660 and encodes 1175 amino acids. The record is from RefSeq and is a predicted model, not a curated record.